GGGGGGUAUCCCGGGGCAGACGGCAGGCCAGGAGAGCGAGACCAGGUGUGGGUGCCGUGGGCAGAGGGGGGAGGACCCAGCCCCAUGGGGUAGGGGGGUCUUGUUGGUGGUCCUGGAAAUGGGAGUCAUCUCUUCUUCCCGUCGUAUCCAUUCUAGACCCUGGAGGACACAGCCCAGCACGGCCCCGGGGUUCCUAGCCUGCCCUACCUCAGGAAUGUCUCGGGCUUGGUGUCCCCUGGGAUCUAGAGUCUUUGAGGGGGAGAUAACCGAGCCUGCUGACCUCUGGCCUCUGACCUUUGGCCAAGCAGCUGCUGCUGGGCACCCCUCCAGCUGCCUGAUACCUGAGGAUAGGGAGGCAGCUAAACAGCCGCCCUCUCCUUAACCCGAUCAGGCUUCCUUCCCCAGUGGGAGGACCGGUGGUCGGACCCGGGCCUUGGUGGGGGAACCUGCCAGAAAUGAAGGCUGUGGAGAGAGAUAAAAAACCCAAAAAGAGAGAGAUGACCAGCUUGCUGUGAUGCAGAGAGGUUCCUCCUUUUCUUCCCACCAUCCUAGGGCUGCAGUUGGGGUAAGGGAGUCUCACCUAAGACUGUGCUGAGCGGAAAACUUGCUCCUGCCCAUCAGAAGGUCUGCAGUCAACAUGGCAAUGCGGGAGCUGGUGGAGGCAGAGUGUGGUGGGGCUAACCCACUCAUGAAGCUGGCAGGUCAUUUUACCCAAGACAAAGCCUUGCAGCAAGAAGGGCUGCAUCCUGCCCCAUGGCCCCCAGGAACGCCAGCACCUGAAUCAGUCUCCAAACCUUUGGGAGUGGCUUCUGAAAAUGAGUUGGUGGCUGAAUUCCUUCAGGACCAAAAUGCCCCACUUGUGUCCAGGGCUCCCCAGACCUUCAAGAUGGAUGACCUGUUGGCAGAAAUGCAAGAAAUUGAACAGUCUAGCUUCCGCCAGGCUCCCCAGAGAGCCCCAGGUGUGGCUGACCUGGCACUAUCUGAGAACUGGGCCCAAGAAUUCCUGGCAGCUGGAGAUGCAGUGGACAUAGCUCAAGAUUAUAAUGAGGCUGACUGGUCUCAGGAAUUCAUAUCUGAAGUUACAGACCCCUCAUCGGUGUCCCCUGCCCGCUGGGCUGAGGAGUACUUGGAACAGUCAGAAGAGAAACUCUGGCUAGGAGAGCCUGAGGGAACAACCACCACUGACCACUGGUACAAGGAGUAUCUUCCUGAUGAAGAUCUGCAGUCCACUGCCAAUGACUUCGUGGCCAAGGUGGAUGACCCUAAACUAGCUAACUCUGAGGGCACAUCAGAUGCCUGGGUGGACCAGUUCACACGGCCAGCGAACGUGCCUGUCCUAGAUACAGAAUUUGAAAGGGCCAAAUCAGCUGUAGAGUCUGAUGUCGACUUCUGGGAUAAGCUGCAGGCAGAAUGGGAAGAGAUGGCAAAACGGGAUGCUGAGGCCCAUCCAUGGCUCUCGGACUAUGACGACCUCACUUCUUCCUCCUAUGAUAAGGGAUACCAGUUUGAAGAAGAGAACCCACUUCGGGAUCAUCCGCAGCCUUUUGCAGAGGGGCUGCUGCGGCUACAGGAGGGGGACCUGCCAAAUGCAGUACUCCUCUUUGAGGCAGCAGUGCAGCAGGAUCCUGAGCAUAUGGAAGCCUGGCAGUACCUGGGUACCACACAAGCAGAGAAUGAGCAGGAGCUGUUGGCUAUCAGUGCCCUCCGAAGAUGUCUGGAGCUAAAGCCAGAUAAUCUGACAGCACUAAUGGCCCUGGCUGUGAGCUUCACCAACGAGUCCCUGCAGCGCCAGGCCUGUGAGACCCUGCGGGACUGGCUACGAUACACACCUGCCUAUGCCCACCUGGUGGCACCUGCCGAGGAGGGAGCUGGUGGGGCAGUGCUGGGUCCGAGCAAGCGUAUCCUGGGUUCUUUGCUGUCUGACUCCUUAUUUGUGGAGGUAAAGGAGUUGUUCUUAGCAGCUGUACGGCUAGAUCCUGCCUCCAUUGACCCUGAUGUGCAGUGUGGCCUUGGGGUCCUUUUCAACCUGAGUGGGGAAUAUGACAAGGCAGUGGAUUGCUUCACGGCUGCCCUCAGCGUUCGCCCUGAUGACUAUUUGCUGUGGAAUAAACUGGGAGCCACACUAGCUAAUGGAAAUCAGAGUGAAGAAGCAGUGGCUGCCUACCGCCGGGCCCUGGAACUACAGCCUGGUUAUAUCCGUUCCCGCUAUAACUUGGGGAUAAGCUGCAUUAAUCUUGGGGCCCACCGAGAAGCUGUGGAACACUUCCUGGAGGCCUUGAACAUGCAGCAGAAAAGCCGAGGUCCCCGGGGUAAAGGAGGCGCCAUGUCAGAGAACAUCUGGAGUACCCUGCGCAUGGCCCUGUCCAUGCUGGGCCAGAGUGAUGUCUAUGGGGCUGCGGAUGCUCGGGACCUUCCUACUCUAUUGCGGACCUUUGGCCUGGCCCAGUGACAGUGGGAUGGGCUUCCCUGUGAGUGUUCUCCCUGAGGCGUCCCCGCUCCUGCCGUGACUCCCUCCCUCCCAAAGGGUCUCCCCGGGGGUGGGCUGAUAACCACAUGCGGUAUGGCUUCUCAGGAGGUGCCGGGGAAGGGAAGAAGGGAGGGGACAGGCCAUCAGGAGUCCAGUCUCCAGUUAAUUGUGGGGAACGGAGCCUGUCUUUUUCCUGGGUCCCUCUCGGCAAUUGGAGGGUCUCCUAUCAAGCUAUCUAUCUAUCUAUCUCUCUGAUCCUCGUGCCCUGCCUUCUUGGAUCCUCUGUUUGGGGAGGGCGCAACACAACAGGGCGGCCCUCUCUGCCCACAGCCCCUUAUUGUAGAACCUGCCACACCCUCAAUGAUCCUGUUCCCAUUCCCUUGUACUGGGAGUUUGUAACUCCCCCUCCACCAUCAAUCCCUGUACAUUUCUGGUCAGGGUGCGCGUGAGUGAGGUAUUUGACCUAAUGGAGGUGAGGGGUCUGUAGGGUUUUUCUGCAGCUGUGUUCCUUUGGAGCUGCCCUGGCAGUGGGUUAUGAGCAUGAGGCUGCAUGCACUAGUGUGUUCAUAAUAGGGCUGCUAAAAUAAAAGGAAAUUAAAAAACUCAGGGGUGUGUAUCAAGGGAUUAGAUACAAUGAGUGUUCUGGGUUUAGAGGAUGAAAGCAUGCUGUGGAGUGAGCCUAUAAGAUAAUUUGGGUCUAGAUAUAAAAUGAAUUAGAAUAAGGAGCACUUUAGUGGGUGUGGGAGAGGGGUAAGAAGACCAUCUGGAGGGAGCAUUUGGGUCUAGCUCUGAGGCCUCCAGGGAUUGUUAGAUUGUUAGAAGGGCUAUGAUUGGGAAUUGACUUGUCCAUUUCCCUGGGAACCUGUCCUAGAAGAAGAGUGCAUGCCAAAUUCCUAGAAGUGUGGGUGUGGCAAUGCAAAUCUCUUUCUAUAUUCCCAUUUUCUCACUUCACUGGCUGCUUCUGGGAGUGGGGCGAAGAGCAACUCUACUUCCUCUUCCCCAUCCCUGCCACUUUUUUUAUAAGGUAAAGUCAGGAAGGCUCAGGCUAACCUCUAAUACCUGUACUGCCCCUUGAGUAGGGAGAAAACCCCUUCUCCCUGAAAUGAAGGUUAAAACCUUGUCAGUACUUAAUGAUCAGAAAAAAGAAAUUUUAAUUUUCUUUGUUUUUUAAACCAUCUUGCUCCCUAGGUUCUAUCCUAGAGUUUUAUUUUUCUUUAUAUAAAUAUGUGUAUAUGAUUUUGUCAAAAAAUGGUUUUUAAAUAAAAUUGUAAAAUAUUUGUAUGAAGAAUAAAUGUAACUAAUGCAA
Molecule: messenger RNA, 3773 nt
Organism: Monodelphis domestica (gray short-tailed opossum)
Lineage: Eukaryota; Metazoa; Chordata; Mammalia; Didelphimorphia; Didelphidae
Source: RefSeq, a predicted model, not a curated record